CUUUACAAAACUCAAGGAGAUAUACAAAUUUUUAUUUAUAACAAAAAUGUUAGAAUUUUAUCCCGUCCCAACAAGUUUAAAUAGUAAUGGCCUUAUGCAUCAUCAACAAACACCACUUAAUGGUACAAUUAAUAUUGGAUCCAUAAAAACAUUAGAUUCAAAUAAUGGUAAAACUGAAGUUGGUACCAUAAAAUGUGAAAAGAAUUAUGAAAUAUGCGAAGGCUGUGGACUUAAAAUACAAGAUAGAUACCUCAUGAAAAUUGCUGACGUUAGUUGGCAUGAAAGUUGUUUAAGAUGUACAUACUGUGGAAUACAAUUAAAUCAUACAUGCUAUGUUAGAGAUUCAAAAAUUUUAUGUAAAAUGGACUAUGAUAAAUUCUUUAGUAUAAAAUGCACAAGAUGUUGUGGUCGAAUUUUACCAAAUGAUAUGGUUAUGAGACCAAAUCUUCAUUAUAUAUUUCAUUUACAAUGUUUUACAUGUUGCAUAUGUUGUCAACCAUUACAAAAAGGUGAACAAUUUUUAAUGCGUGGCGGACAAUUGAUAUGUCGUCAUGAUUUUGAAAAAGAAUUAUAUUUAGUACAAAAUUGUGAUGAUGAUUAUUAUGAUGAUGGAUUAUUACAUCCACAUCAUCAUCACCAUCAUCAUCAUCAUCAUCAUCGUUCGCGUGAUGGUAGACGUGGUCCAAAAAGACCAAGAACAAUAUUAACAGCAGUACAACGUAAACAAUUUAAAGCAUCAUUUGAAUCAUCACCAAAACCAUGUCGUAAAGUUCGUGAAGCAUUAGCUAAAGAUACUGGUUUAUCAGUAAGAGUUGUACAAGUCUGGUUUCAAAAUCAACGUGCAAAAAUGAAAAAAAUUCAAAGGAAAGCAAAUAAAGAUGGUAGUAAAAAUUCUGAUGGUUCUGAUAAAGAUAAAGAUGAUAAAAGUAUAAAACAAGAAUCACCAAAUAGCGAACAUGGAAAUUAUUUAGGUUUAGAUGGUUCAUAUUCAUCAAAUCAACCCUUAAAUCCAAAUUUACCAUAUUCACCAGAUGAUUUUCCUACAAAUUCAAAUGAUAGUUUUUGUAGUUCAGAUUUAUCUUUGGAUGGCAGUAAUUUUGAUUUAAAUGAUGAAGGAACAUCAGAUACAAUAUCAUUAAAAAAUUUAGAUCUUAAUAGUAAUGGUAAUGGUGGUCACAAUAAUUCUGCACAUGAUGCAUUUAACAAUUUAAACAAUAAUAAUAAUAAUAAUGGUCAUCAUGGUCAUAGUAAUAGCAGUGGCCCAAACAGUAUAAAUCCAAUUGAUAAAUUAUAUUUAAUGCAAAAUUCUUAUUUUAAUAAUAAUGAAAUUUAAAAAGAGUAAAAAAUUUUAAUUGAAAAUAAAUUUGUAUUUGUAAAUAAUUUAUGUAUUUGAACA
This is a messenger RNA of Condylostylus longicornis, 1396 nucleotides long. It is a transcript of the gene Lmx1a, whose product is annotated as LIM homeobox transcription factor 1-beta. The transcript has 4 exons. Gene Ontology annotation, molecular function: DNA-binding transcription factor activity, RNA polymerase II-specific; RNA polymerase II transcription regulatory region sequence-specific DNA binding. Lineage: Eukaryota; Metazoa; Arthropoda; Insecta; Diptera; Dolichopodidae. Gene Ontology annotation, biological process: neuron differentiation; regulation of transcription by RNA polymerase II. Bases 47 to 1333 code for a protein of 428 amino acids. Gene Ontology annotation, cellular component: nucleus. The record is from RefSeq and is a predicted model, not a curated record.